This is a messenger RNA of Nerophis lumbriciformis (worm pipefish), 1789 nucleotides long. RefSeq lists its product as uncharacterized. Gene Ontology annotation, biological process: regulation of transcription by RNA polymerase II. NCBI's taxonomy places the organism in Eukaryota, Metazoa, Chordata, Actinopteri, Syngnathiformes, Syngnathidae. The record is from RefSeq and is a predicted model, not a curated record. Gene Ontology annotation, cellular component: nucleus. Gene Ontology annotation, molecular function: DNA-binding transcription factor activity, RNA polymerase II-specific.
CUGGGACAUUAAUGAUUGGUGCACAACUACUUCGCCAAGCCACAUAACAAAAAGUCACAUUUAGGAGUUGCUUGUUGUAAAAAAUUUAAAAAAUAUAUUUGACUCCUCUCUACUAAAAGCGUCUAAUGAGAUGAACGGUUGUCAAAAAGAAGGUCCCCUUCAGCAGAGAGGAGGCUCAUCUUUGAAGCAGAAGGAGCCACAGCCCCCCUGUGUUAAGGAGGAAGAGGAGGAAGUGUGGAUCAGUCAGGAGGGAGAGUGUCUUCUGGGGCAGGAGGAGCCUGAUCUCACCAAGUUUCCACUGACUGUUGUCUCUGUGAAGACUGAAGAACAUGAAGACAAACCACCGGAGUCCUCACAUCUUCAUCACAGUCCAAACAUCCAACAGCUGAUUGGACGUCAGGAAGAACGUGUCCCUCAACCGCAGAAGGAGAGCUUCACUUUAAAGCAGAAGGAGCCACAGCCUCUCCAUUUUAAAGAGGAAGAGCCACAACUCCCUCAUAUUAAAGAGGAUAACAGCAAACUGCCCCCUCGUUUAAAAGGGGGUGAGCCAAAGCCUCUUCAUGUUAAAAAGGAAGAGUUGGAGCCAAAGCCCCCACAUGUUAAAGAGGAAGAGGAGGAAGUGUGGAUAAGUCAGGAGGAAGAGUGUCUUCUAGGGCAGGAGGAGGCUGAUCUCACCGAGUUUCCACUGACUGUUGUCUCUGUGAAGACUGAAGACCAUGAAGUCAAACCACCUGAGUCCUCACAGCUUCAUCACAAUCCAAGUGAGGAGAACAUAGAGGUGGGACCUUCAAGCAGCAGCUCACCAAAACACAUGACAACAGAAGCUGAUGGAGACCACUGUGGAGGAUCACAAGCAGACAAGAUCUUAGCUCCGCUAUCAGAUAGUGACGACACAACAUCACACUCUAAUGUAAAUAUGGAAUCACACCUGAGAACACACAUAGAAGAAAAACCUUUCAGUUGUUCAUUUUGCGGUAAAGGAUUCAUGAACAAAGGUCAUAUGCAUGCACACAUGAGAACACACACAGGAGAAAAACCCUUUGGUUGUUCAGUUUGUGCAAAAGGCUUUGUUGUAAAAUCUAAUUUGACUCGACAUAUGAAAAUACACACAGGAGAAAAACCUUUCAGUUGUUCAGUUUGCUGUAAAACAUUCUCUGUCAAAGGUCAUAUGCAAACACACAUGAGUACACACACAGGAGAAAAUUAUUUCAGUUGUUCAGUGUGUGGUAAAAAAUUUGUUUACAAAUCUAAUAUGCUAAUACACGCAAGUAAACACGCAGGAGAAAAACCUUUUGCAUGUUCAGUGUGCGGUAAAAGUUUCUUUACCAAACAUCAUAUGGAAAGACACAAGACAACACACACAGGUGAAAAACCUUUCAGUUGUUCAGAGUGUGGUAAAAGAUUCUCUCACAGAAGUAAUAUUCAAAGACACAAGAGAAGACACACAGAAGAACAAGCUUUUAGUUGUUCAGUGUGCGCCAAAAGAUUCUCUCACAAAAGUAGCAUGCAAAGACACAUGGGGACACACACAGGAGAAAAACCUUUCAAUUGCUCAGUGUGUGCUAAACGAUUCUCUCACAAAAGUAGCAUGCAAAGACACAUGGGAACACACACAGGGGAAUAACUGUUCCUAUUUGAAAGUCAUCCAUGAAUGAACCUAAUAGUCACUGAAUGUCUGUUGCAGGGCUUCUCUAAAGUCCAGAUUUCGGUCCAGAUUUGCCAAUUCGCACCCAGCCAGCCCACCUGUUCAAACUAUGUGUAAUGUCACAGUGACCAGAAAUAUUAAAUA